UAGGCAUAUCAGAUUUCUACUUGUGCUUUUCGCUAAGAGAGCGCCAUGCCGCUGGAUUUGUGCAAAACCCCGUGGAAUGCGCAGAAAAUCUGCGAGGAGGCCACGAUGAAGGAGAUCAAUGCAGAGUUGCGGAGGGCUAUAAAUCGAGGAGAUCCUGUGCCACGGGAGUGCAAACUGCAAACACCGGGAGAACAGGUGGAACUCAUGGGGAUGCGAAACCACGAGUGUUUGAAUGGUCGACCCGGUGAAGUGUUGAGCCGUGUUGCAGAUGAGCACGGUUUCCUCAUGGUUCGGGUUCAGAUGCCAGAGGGCCCCAAGAACAUGAAAGUUCAGCCAAGAUGCUUGAAACCUAUCAGGCACCCAAAGGAUGGAAGGACACGAGGUGCUCGACUCACAGGCUUCAUUGUGGAUCCGGAAGUGCAGUCUGUUCUUUCUUCAAGGCCUGCAACGGCGAGUGCGGUGCAAAGCGUUCUGCGUACUCAAACCCCAUUGGUUGCAGACUCGGUUUUGUCAAAGGCUUCGCCCUUGGCGCCCCUCAGUGAAACGAAUGCAGAAUGAGGAGCUCUGAGGUGCGCGUCGAAGCUGUUCAAUGGAACGCGUCCUCGCCAAAGGUGAGGUGACGUGCACUCUUGAAGUCCCAACUGAAAACUGAUCAUGUGCGCUGGAGAGGGCUGCUUGUGUCAUGUGCUUGUGACGUUUUUUCUCCCGAUGCCACUCUUAAAGCUCGCUGCCCGCAGGUCUUGACCCGAAAGCCGAAAACAUUCUGAACAGGUGAUAGAAACUGAAC
Messenger RNA from Durusdinium trenchii, 787 nucleotides. The record is from the annotation of a GenBank genome assembly. Lineage: Eukaryota; Dinophyceae; Suessiales; Symbiodiniaceae.